Messenger RNA from Nilaparvata lugens (brown planthopper), 1330 nucleotides. Its product is annotated as ubiquitin-conjugating enzyme E2 Z. NCBI's taxonomy places the organism in Eukaryota, Metazoa, Arthropoda, Insecta, Hemiptera, Delphacidae. The transcript has 4 exons. Bases 2 to 751 code for a protein of 249 amino acids. Gene Ontology annotation, molecular function: cysteine-type endopeptidase inhibitor activity; ubiquitin conjugating enzyme activity. Gene Ontology annotation, cellular component: nucleus. The record is from RefSeq and is a predicted model, not a curated record. Gene Ontology annotation, biological process: negative regulation of apoptotic process.
UAUGAUGUCAAUAUACGAUGAUCCACCUCCCGGACUCUUUGUGGCCCCAGACGAAAAAGACCUAACCUUCAUUCACGCUCUCGUCACCGGAACUUUUGACACGCCUUAUGAGGGUGGAUUCUUCUACUUUGUGCUCAGAUGUCCUCCCGACUACCCAAUCAGGCCGCCACUUGUAAAACUCAUGACAACAGGAGCAGGAAAAGUUAGGUUUAAUCCUAAUUUGUUCAAAUCUGGGAAAGUUUGCCUCAGCAUCCUUGUCCUUGGAACGAGGUCUGGACCAGCGUGGAGUCCUGCACAGACUUUGAGCAGCCUUUUGCUCUCCAUCCAGUCUCUGAUGACAGAGAAACCCUACCACAACGUGCCAGGCUUUGAGACUGAGCGUAACCCGGGAGACGCUGCCCGCUACAACGACAUAAUCAGACACGAGACAAUCAGGGUGGCCGUGUGCGGAAUGCUCGACAACGACUAUGGCCUUAAAAUUCCCAAAUCGUUCGUCGAAGCGAUGGAGAAAAACUUUCUCGAGUUCUACGAUCUUUAUGUGGCUGUGUGCAAUGAGAAGAUGCAUCUCACUGGCCAACUGAUGCUGGAUCCUUUUGGUGAUAAAAGAGGAACAUUCAACUACAAAGCUCUCCUGGAAAGACUGCCGAACAUAAAGGACAGAUUAGUGGACAAGUCGGAUUCAGGCAGCACAUCAAGUUCCAGUCCAGACUCCACAAUCACCAGUGGUGGACUCAGUCCUAAUGAUAAGUGAAAACAUUGUCAUGUCAUGUUAUGUUGUCAUUAUUUAAUUGCUGGUAUGUUUGAAAUUGUUUAUGGGCAUUUUUGAAAGAGUAGGCCUAUUUAGAGUUGGUCAAGUUGUUUACUUGAAGGUAUAUUUUACCAAGAAAAUUCAAGAAAUUAAUAAUAUGAGAAUAAGAUCUUUUCCACUAAAUUAUAUGAUGUUGAAUCAUUCCUUUUCAGUUGUAGGUUGUUUUCUAAAACUUUGUAUUAUUCUAGUUGAGGUAUCUCAUAAUUUCAUUAUUCCCAACAAGCCGUUGACUUUGAUGCUAAAUACAGUUUCAAAGCCAAUAAUAUAGCCUACUGUUUUCUGAAAAAAUAAUCAUUUGUGUACUUAAACAUCUCCUAAAGAAGGAAUUUCAGAAUCCAUCAAGUGAAGGUAACUUUGAGCAUUGAACCCUUCAAACAAAUUUGUUUAUUAAGAUUCCUGAACCCUAUAUUGUAUUCAACUUUGUUAACACUUAUAUUGAUGUUUAUUUAGUUACUUAUUCAAGAAUUAUGUGUGAUGUACAAUGUACUCGCUAAUUCGUUGAAAAUAUAUCGUUCUAUUUAA